UGUACUGUCUUUGCCCAUACGGUCACGGCAUCCAUCAAUCGUUUCUGUCGGUUUAACCAAGUUCCCUUUGUUUGCGGACGUGAUGGACUCUAGCUGCGUUUAAAACCAGAACAGAUGUGACUAAUUGUUUGUUUCUUUCCGAGUGUUUUUAUUUUUUUAGUAGGUUGGAUGCUCAGUCAAGACAAGAUGAACAAGAGAGAGGAUGCAUAGUCCCUGAGAUUUUUUUGUGGUCCACUUGUAAAAUAACCAACCUGUUAUCUGUCUAUGUUGGCCUUUUGUUGCACUCGAGGACUGGAGUCCACAACCGUCGCUCUUUGAAAGUAAUGAUCUCACGAUACAAACUGGAUGUGAAAGAGAAGAACUACCAGAGCGGAGGUCACGUUCUAACUCAUCGAGACCUGCCGCUGGAAAUACAUCAGUGUCCUACAAAAGAAACAACAUGCUCUGAGAGAUUCUCUCUCCUUUUUUUCUUGUUGUCCUCCUCCUCCUCUUUUUCCCCUUUUUUCCUUUCCUGUGGUGAGUUUCCCCCCCGUAGAGUCCCGGUUCCAACAUGUCCUUGGCGUUCUGUGGGAACGAGAACAACUCGUUGGCGUACAACGUGGACAGCGGCGUUCUCAACAACGGCUGCUUCCUGGACGCGCUCAACGUGGUGCCGCACAUCUUCCUGCUCUUCAUUACCUUCCCCAUCCUCUUCAUCGGCUGGGGCAGCCAGAGCUCCAAGGUGCACAUCCACCACAGCACCUGGCUGCACUUCCCUGGUCACAACCUGCGCUGGCUCCUCACCUUCGUCCUCCUCUUCGUCCUGGUCUGUGAGAUCGCAGAGGGCGUCGUCUCCGAUGGGUUCACCCAGUCCCUUCACCUGCACCUGUACAUGCCUGCAGGCCUGGCCUUCAUGGCGGGGAUCACCUCCAUCAUCUACUACCACAACAUCGAGACCUCCAACUUCCCCAAGCUACUGCUAGCCCUACUGUUCUACUGGGUCUUGGCCUUUCUGAUGAAAACCAUCAAGUUUGCCAAGUACACUGAGCACGGCAUCGGCCUGAGACAACUCCGCUACGGCAUCACAGGACUCCUGGCCCUGAUCUACGGACUACUACUGGCUGUGGAAAUCAACGUCAUACUGGGCAGGCGCUACCUGUGUUUCACUGAAGCUACAGAGGUGAAACCCCCAGAGGACCUGCAGGAUCUGGGGGUGAGGUUCCUGCAGCCCUUUGUCAACCUGCUGUCCAAGGCCACUUACUGGUGGAUGAACACCUUCAUCACAGCAGCCCACCGCCGCCCCAUCGACCUCAAGGUCAUCGGCAAGCUGCCCAUCGCCAUGCGAGCCCUCACCAACUAUCUGAAGCUCCGCAAGGCUUUCGAGAGUCAGAGGAGGCCUCUGGGCUCCAUGCCACAGGACCCUAAGUGGAUCUGGAGGGCCCUAUGCCAGGCGUUUGGACGUCCCCUCAUCAUCAGCAUCACCUUUCGCUUCCUGGCUGACCUGCUGGGCUUCGCUGGGCCUCUCUGUAUCUCUGGCAUCGUCCACCACAUCAGCAAGGAGAAUCGCACCAUACAGCCCCCGAUAAAGCUGCUGGGGGUCUACUUUAUCUCCUCUCAAGAGUUCUUGGCGAAUGCAUACGUGCUGGCCGUGCUGCUGUUCUUUGCCCUGAUCCUGCAGAGAACCUUCCUCCAGGCCUCGUAUUAUGUGGCCAUCGAGACGGGCAUCAACUUACGAGGGGCUAUACAGACUAAGAUCUACAACAAGAUCAUGCGGCUGUGCACCUCCAAUAUGUCCAUGGGAGAACUGACAGUGGGGCAGAUCUGCAACCUGGUAGCCAUAGAUACCAACCAGCUCAUGUGGUUCUUCUUCCUCUGUCCCAACCUGUGGGCCAUGCCAGUCCAGAUCAUUGUGGGGGUUAUUAUGCUCUACUACCUCCUGGGGAUCAGUGCUUUGAUUGGGGCCACAGUCAUUGCUGUUCUGGCCCCUGUCCAGUACUUUGUGGCCACCAAGCUGUCCCAAGCACAGAAGAGCACCCUGGAGUACUCCAGUGAGCGGUUAAAGAAGACUAAUGAGCUGCUGCGGGGCAUCAAGCUGCUGAAACUGUACGCCUGGGAACACAUCUUCUGUCACAGUGUGGAGGACACCAGAGGCAAGGAGCUCACCAGCCUGCAGGCCUUCGCCCUGUACACAUCCAUAUCUAUAUUCAUGAAUGCAGCCAUCCCUAUCGCUGCUGUCCUGACUACGUUUGUGGUCCAUGUGCACAUCUCUGAGGAGGCUGACCUGUCACCUGCUGUGGCCUUCGCGUCCUUAUCCCUGUUUCACAUCCUGGUCACUCCUCUCUUCCUGCUCUCCAGCGUGGUGCGAUCCACAGUCAAGGCCCUGGUCAGUGCCCAGAAGCUGAGUGAGUUCUUCAGUAGUGAUGAGAUUGGAGACGAGCAGGAGCCCAACGCUACCAUGCCCGCUGGCCCCAGCAACCACAACAGCAAGUACCAGGCUGUGCCCCUGAAGGUGGUGAACAGGAAGAGGCCCCCCAGGGAAGACUGCUGGAACAACUACAGCCAGAAGGGAGGCGACCCGCCCCCCCAGGAGAGGGACCAAGACCUCUGCUUCAGGAUAACCAGCGGAUAUUUCACCUGGACAGACGGCCCUCCCACCCUGUCUAACGUAGACAUCAAGGUUCCCUUCGGUCAGCUGACUAUGAUCGUGGGCCAGGUGGGUUGUGGGAAGUCGUCCCUGCUGCUUGCAGCUCUGGGAGAGAUGCAGAAAGUCUCUGGGACUGUCACCUGGAACAGUUUGCCCAACCUGGACUCUGAAGGCGAUGAGAGGUAUGUGUCUGAAGGAGACGAGAGCCCCACAUCAGACAAGGAUGCAGCUGGUGAUGGGGAUAUUCAGAAGAGAGGCUCUGUGGCUUAUGCUUCCCAGAAGCCCUGGCUGCUCAACGCGACGCUGGUGGAGAACAUCACCUUUGAGAUGCCCAUGAUCAAACCCAGGUACAAGGCUGUCAUCGAGGCGUGUUCCCUGCAGCCGGAUAUCGACAUCCUGCCACAGGGAGACCAGACGGAGAUCGGAGAGAGGGGUAUAGUUCUAUCUGGAGGGCAGCGCCAGCGUAUAGGUGUGGCCAGAGCCCUGUACCAACAGGCCAACGUGGUCUUCCUGGAUGACCCGUUCUCAGCGCUGGACAUUCACCUGAGUGACCACCUGAUGCAGGAGGGCAUCCUCAAACUGCUGAGAGAAGAGAAGAGGACUGUGGUGCUGGUCACUCACAAGCUACAGUAUCUACCCCACGCUGACUGGAUCGUAGCGAUGAAGAACGGGACCACUCAAACCGAGGGGACUCUGAAAGACAUCCAGAACUCUGAACCGGAGCUGUUUGAACAGUGGAAGACCCUGAUGCACCGGCAGGACGGAGAGUUUGAGAAGGAGACAGUGCCUGAGAGUAUGACGGUGUUGGAGCGCAAGAACCUGCGGAGAGCCAUGUACUCCAAAGAGGCCGCCAAGACUGAGGAGGAGGACAAAGAAGAGUCUGUGGACAGUGACGAGGAUGACAAUCUGUCCCAGGCCAUGCGUCACCGCACCACCAUCCCCUGGCACUCCUGUGGGGUCUACCUGUCCUCUGCAGGGCUCCUCCUCCUGCUACUGCUCCUCCUAUCACAGCUCUUUAAACACUCCCUCAUGGUUGCCAUCGACUACUGGCUGGCCCACUGGACGUCCCGCGUCAUCAAUGCCAAGAUGGAAGCCACCGGGAGGAACUGCACUGCCGCUCAGGAGUGUGUGUUCAGCCACUCAUGGUACCUGUCGGUGUUCAGUGUGUUGUGCUGUCUGGGCAUCAUUCUGUGUCUGGUCACCUCUGUGGCCGUUGAGUGGACAGGCCUGAGAGUGGCCAAAGAACUACACCACAACCUGCUCAGCAAGAUCAUACUGGCCCCUAUGAGGCUGUUUGAGACCACUCCCCUGGGCAGCAUCCUCAACAGGUUCUCCUCUGACACCAACACCAUAGACCAGCACAUCCCUGCCACCCUGGAGUGUCUGAGUCGCUCCACCCUGCUGUGUGUGUCGGCCCUGGGGGUCAUCUCCUACGUGACCCCUGUGUUCCUCAUUGCUCUGGUGCCUCUGGCCAUCGCCUGCUACUUCAUACAGAAGUACUUCCGGGUCGCUUCUAGGGACCUCCAGCAGUUGGAGGAUAGUACCCAGCUCCCUCUCCUGUCCCACUUCUCAGAGACAGUGGAGGGCCUCACCACCAUCCGGGCCUUCAAGUAUGAGCCCAAGUUCAGACAGAGGUUACUGGAGUUCACUGAUGCCAACAACAUCGCCUCCCUCUUUCUCACAGCAGCCAAUCGCUGGCUAGAGGUCCGCAUGGAGUACAUAGGUGCCUGUGUGGUUCUGAUAGCAGCUGUGGCCUCCAUCUCUAACUCUCUGUAUAACCACCUCUCCACUGGCCUGGUAGGACUAGGACUCACCUAUGCACUCAUGGUGUCCAACUACCUGAACUGGAUGGUUCGUAACCUGGCAGACAUGGAGGUUCAGCUGGGUUCAGUCAAGAGAAUCAAUGGUCUGCUACAGACUGAGCCUGAGAACUAUGAAGGACUGCUCACUGCAUCUCAGGUGCCAGAUGGCUGGCCACAGCAGGGGGAGAUUCAGAUUGAGAACCUGAGUGUGCGUUACGACACCACCCUGAAGCCUGUCCUCAAACAAGUCAACGCACACAUCAGCCCUGGGCAGAAGGUGGGGAUCUGUGGCAGGACAGGAAGUGGGAAGUCUUCCUUCUCCCUGGCCUUCUUUCGCAUGGUCGACAUGUUCGAGGGGCGUAUCAUCAUAGAUGACAUUGACAUCGCCAAGCUGCCUCUGCAGACCCUGAGGUCUCGAUUCUCCAUCAUCCUCCAGGACCCCAUCUUAUUCAGCGGAACCAUCCGGUUUAACCUGGACCCAGAGAUGAAGGCUACUGAUGACAUGCUGUGGGAGGCUCUGGACAUCGCUCAGCUAAAACCUGUAGUCAAGACCCUACCAGGAGGACUGGACGCCACAGUGACAGAGGGAGGGGAGAACUUCAGCCAGGGCCAGAGACAGCUCUUCUGUCUGGCCAGAGCCUUCGUCAGGAAGUCUAGCAUCCUCAUCAUGGACGAAGCCACAGCCUCUAUAGACAUGGCCACGGAAAGCAUCUUACAGAAGGUGGUGAUGACUGCCUUCGCUGAUAGAACAGUGGUUACUAUAGCACAUCGUGUCCACACCAUCCUGAAAGCAGACCUGGUGAUCGUGAUGAAGCGAGGGCUCAUUCUAGAAUACGACAGACCCCAGGCGCUGCUGGAGAAAGAGGACAGUGUCUUCGCCUCCUUCGUCAAGGCGGACAAGUGACCGAUGAGAAAGAGGGGAGGACAUUCCAAAGUGCAAUUGUACCAUGGGCUAUAUAUUAUAAUUUUAUUUUCUAAUUCUGUAUGAUAUUCGUAACAUUAAAUAUGAAUUCUUUGUUAAUAAAAAAAACAAACAUAAAUACUUAUUGUGCAGCAGUGUUUUGCAUACAGUUUAGUGACAGGAAGGUAGAUUUGUGUGACCUCACACUGUACAGAGCAAUGAUUUGGCUGUGGAAGGCUGGGUCAGAAUGACACUAAUUGACUCUGGGGUUGAUCUAGAAAUGGAUCGCAAUUCCCCUGCUCAGACGUUGCAUGCAUCAACCAACGGUUGCGUGCCACAUCAUCGACUGUGCCGUCGGGCACCAGAUUGCUAUAACAUAUGUGGUUAGGUGAUAUGUAAAAUACCUAUCCAGGCAUAAGCUCUGGCAUGCGCCAGCAAUAGAGCUGACGUGAUUCCUUAUUCUACAGGUCAGAGAUGCAUGUUUGUUCUAUAUAGCAUCUUUCUAUCUGAACGUUCCAAAACGUUGCCUAGUGAUGAACGCAUCCCAGGUCACACACAUUUCAGUCUCCUCCAAGCAAUUGGUAAUGUUUAUGGGCGUGCCAAGGUUAAUAUAAUGAACAUGUAUGGAGUCCCCUGGUUUGUUAUGGAGACCCCAGCACCCAUGGGCUUCCUGAAAAUGUGAACCCAGGUCAGCAUGGGUUUAGUGUGCAGUGAAUGCGAGAUUAACGUGUCAGAAACAGAAAAUGUAGGACGUGAAUCAUAGCCUUGUAAACAGCAUGAGAGGGACUGAGAUUAUGUAUGUUUAGGCCUACUAUCCGAUAUAAAGAAAAUAGUUUAGUGUGUUGCCUAAUUAUAUUCUUAACAAUGUAUUGUCAUUAGUGUUUGGGAAGAUUGUCUAUCAUUGGGAAUGUAUGAAUAACCUUCUAGGGUGAAUUUGGAAUGCAUUUCCGUAUUCUGUAACCUCUUCAGACAUCUAUCCAACAUGUUAAUCCAACACAUGAUCUCUGAAAUCCUCAGAGUUUCCUAAUCCCACAAAAAGUGUUUUAUCUUCACAGGAGGCAUGGUUGACCACUGAGUCAACCAUAUUUUCAGUUUGCAUUUGGAAGACUGGGACAGCAGGAUCGAUGAACUGGGACACCAUUAUUGUAGUCCUAAUAGUUCCCGAAUGACAAUUCAAUUUUGUGUGAUUAUCUGGGAAUUUCAGAAAUAUAUCAUGUGUUGGACUAAUAUGUUGGAUAGAUGUCUGAAGAGGUUACAGAAGACAGAAAUCCAAACAGUAUCCCACUUUUUCUGAAUUCACUCAGAAAUUGUACACUACAAAAUGAGCAAUAUAUGCAGUACCAGUCAAACGUUUGGACACACCUACUCAUUCCAGGGUUUUUCUUUAUUUUUUAGUAUUUUCUACAUUGUAGAAUAAUAGUGAAGACAGCACAACUAUGGAAUCGUGUAGUAACCAGUGUUAAACAAAUCUAAAUAUAUUUUAUAUUUGAGAUUGUUCAAAGUAGCCACCCUUUGCCUUGAUGACAUAUUUGCACACUUUGCACACUGGCAUUCUCUCAACCAGCUUCAUGAGGUAGUCACCUGGAAUGCAUUUCAAAUAACAGGAGUGCCUUGCUAAAAGUUAAUUUGGGAAUUUCCUUCCUUAAUGCAUUUGAGCCAAUCAGUUGUGUUGUGACAAGGUAGGGUUGGUAUACAGAAGAUAGCCCUAUUUGUUAAAAGACCAAGUCCAUAUUAUGACAAGAACAAUUAAAAUAAGCAAAGAGAAAUUACAGUCCAUCAUUACUUUUAGACAUGAAGGUCAGUCAAUGGGGAACAUUUCAAGAACUUGAAAUGUGCAGUUGCAAAAACCACCAAGUGCUAUGAUGAAACUGGCUCUCAUGAGGACCACCACAGGAAAGGAAGAACCAGAGUUACCUCUGCUGCAGAGGACAAGUUCAUUAGUGUUACCAGCCUCAGAAAUUGCGGCCCAAAUAAAUGCUUCACAGAGUUCAAGUAACAGACACAUCUCAACAUCAACUGUUCAGAGGAGACUGCGUGAAUCAGGCCUUCAUGGUUGAAUUGCUGCAAAGAAACCACUAUGAAAGGACACCAAUAAGAAGAAGAGACUUGCUUGGGCUAAGAAACACGAGCAAUGGACAUUAGACCGGUGGAAAUCUGUUCUUUGGUCUGAUGAGUCCAAAUUUGAGAUUUUUGGUUCCAACUGCCGUGUCUUUGUGAGAGACAGAGUAGGUGAACGAAUGAUCUCCGUAUGUGUUGUUCACACCGUGAAGCAUGGAGAAGGUGUGAUGUUGUCGGGUUGCUUUGCUGGUGACACUGUCAGAGAUUUAUUUAGAAUGCCAACAGCAAUGGCUACCACAGCAUUCUGCAGCGAUAUGCCAUCCCAUCUGGUUUGCGCUGAGUGGGACUAUCAUUUGUUUUUCAAAAGGACAAUGACCCAACACACCUCCAGGCUAUGUAAGAACUAUUUGACCAAGAAGGAGAGUGAUGGAGUGCUGCAUCAGACGACCUGGCCUCCACAAUCACCCGACCUCAAACCAAUUGAGAUGGUUUGGGAUGAGUUGGACUGAAAGAGUGGAGGAAAAGCAGCCAACAAGUGCUCAGCAUAUGUUGGAACACCUUCAAGACUGUUGGAAAAGUAUUCCAGGUGAAGCUGGUUGAGAGAAUGCCAAAUGUGCAAAUCAGUUAUCAAGGCAAAGGGUGGCUACUUUUUAAACUGAUUUGUUUAACAUUGAUGUCUUCAUUACUAUUCUACAAUGUAGAAAAUAGUAAAAAUAAACCAAAUCCCUU
Messenger RNA from Oncorhynchus keta (chum salmon), 8113 nucleotides. Its product is annotated as ATP-binding cassette sub-family C member 8. The record is from RefSeq and is a predicted model, not a curated record. Gene Ontology annotation, molecular function: ATP binding; sulfonylurea receptor activity; ATP hydrolysis activity. Lineage: Eukaryota; Metazoa; Chordata; Actinopteri; Salmoniformes; Salmonidae. The coding region runs from base 551 to 5329 and encodes 1592 amino acids. Gene Ontology annotation, cellular component: membrane. Gene Ontology annotation, biological process: potassium ion transport; transmembrane transport. The transcript has 40 exons.